GCUGAUGUGCUCAGUGUGGCUGCCGUUUCCUCCCCCCUCACCUUCCCAGCGCGGCUGUCUGCCUCCGAUCCCUUCACCCGAGGGCUGGACCGGCAUCCUCUGCCCCAUCUCAAACUUCCUACCAGGGGGGGGAGAAGCUCUCGGAGGCUGAUCCUCAGCCGCCCGGAGGAGAGGCAGCAGAGUUUGGAGAGCUCUGGCUGUAGUGUGUUUGAGGAGGUGAAGGAUGGUGUGAUUCUUUGAAGAGGGAGAGACGUUUUGGCAGCAUCACUGAGCCCCCCUCCACGUCCCUCUCCUCAGCCCCCUUCUGUCUGGGCGACGCUCUUCUAAUAGCGCACUCCUUCAAGACAGACAGUCUGGAGGGUGCUCGAACACGAGGAGAUAUGUCACAUACUCGGAGGAGCACAUACACCCGGACCACCAGCAGUGGCAGCAGCAGGAUGAGCUCGGACGGGGGCGGCCGGCCCGUCAAGGUGGGCUCUCUGGUGGAGGUGAUCGGCAAAGGCCAGCGUGGAACCGUGGCCUACAUCGGCAACACGCUCUUCGCAUCGGGGAAAUGGGUGGGGGUCAUCCUGGACGAGGCCAAGGGCAAGAACGACGGCACGGUGCAGGGCAAGCGCUACUUCACCUGUGAAGAGCACCAUGGGAUUUUUGUGAGACAGUCACAGAUCCAGCUGGUCGAUGAUGGAGCGGAUACAACAUCUCCUGAGACACCUGAGCCCAGCGCCGGCAAGACCCUGAAACGAGAACUCCCAGAGACGGCCAAAUCCACCAAAAUGCGAGGAUUAAAGCCCAAAAAGACUCCUGCACCCCGGAAGACCACGGCCAGACGGCCCAAGCAGCCGAGCCGUCCUGCAGGAGGGAAAGCGGCUGCGUCCGGCUCAGCGUCGGCCUCGGCGGGGGAGAUGAGCAGCAGCGAGCCCAGCACGCCGGCCCAGACCCCCCUGGCUGCUCCGGUGGUCCCCAGCCUGCCCUCCCCGGGAAACCCUCCAGCCCCCGUCCCCAGCAAGGAAGACGUUGCCAUGGAAGCGCAGGAGGAGGAGGCGCUGCGUGCUCAGGUGAAGGACCUGGAGGAGAAGCUGGAGACGCUGAAGAUAAAGCGGACGGAGGACAAAGCCAAGCUGAAGGAGCUGGAGAAGCACAAGAUCCAGCUGGAGCAGCUGCAGGAGUGGAAGAUGAAGAUGCAGGAGCAGCAGGCCGAGCUGCAGAAACAGCUGAAGGAGGCCAAGAGGGAGGCCAAAGAAGCCCUGGAGGCAAAGGAGCACUACAUGGAGGAGAUGUCGGACACAGCCGACGCAAUCGAGAUGGCAACGCUGGAUAAGGAGAUGGCAGAGGAGAGAGCGGAGUCCCUGCAGCUGGAGGUGGACUCCCUGAAGGAGAGGGUGGACGAGCUCACCAUGGACCUGGAGAUCCUCAAGCACGAGAUCGAGGAGAAAGGCUCGGACGGAGCUGCCUCCAGCUACCACGUGAAGCAGCUGGAAGAGCAGAACGGCCGGCUGAAGGAAGCACUGGUCAGGAUGCGGGACCUGUCUGCAUCGGAGAAGCAGGAGCACGUGAAGCUGCAGAAGCAGAUGGAGAAGAAGAACAUGGAGCUGGACACUCUGAGGAGCCAGAAGGAGAAGCUGCAGGAGGAGAUGAAGGCGGCAGAGAGAACCAUCGAUGAGCUGAAGGAGCAGGUGGAUGCAGCUUUAGGGGCGGAGGAGAUGGUGGAGACUCUGACGGAGAGGAACCUGGACCUGGAGGAGAAAGUCAGGGAGCUGAGAGAGACGGUCACGGACCUGGAAGCCAUAAAUGAGAUGAACGACGAGCUGCAGGAGAACGCCAGGGAGACGGAGCUGGAGCUGAGAGAGAUGUUGGAUCUGGGAGCGGCGCGGGUCCGAGAGGCCGAGAAGAGAGUGGAGGCGGCUCAGGAGACGGUGGCCGACUACCAGCAGACCAUCCAGAAGUACCGCGAGCUCACGGCCCACCUGCAGGAGGUGAACAGAGAGCUGACGAGCCAGCAGGAAGCCUCGGCAGAGCUGCAGCAGCAGCCGCCCGCAGAGAUGUUUGAUUUCAAGAUCAAGUUCGCAGAGACGAAGGCGUACGCCAAGGCCAUUGAGAUGGAGCUGAGGAAGAUGGAGGUGGGUCAGGCCAACAGACACGUUUCCCUCCUGACCUCCUUCAUGCCCGAGUCGUUCCUUCGCCACGGCGGAGACCACGACUGCAUCCUGGUGCUGCUGCUCAUCCCCCGGCUCGUCUGCAAGGCCGAGCUGAUCAGCAAACAGGCGCAGGAGAAGUUCGACCUGAAUGAAAGCUGCGUGGAGCGAGCGGGGCUGAAGGGCGGUGUCGGGGAGCAGCUGAGCUUCGCCGGAGGACUCGUCUACUCGCUGAGUCUGCUGCAGGCCACGCUGCACAAAUACGAGCAAGCUCUGGCUCAGUGCAGCGUGGAGGUUUAUAAGAAGGUCGGCUCCUUGUACCCGGAGAUGAGCGUCCAUGAGCGGUCGCUGGACUUCCUCAUAGACCUGCUGCACAAAGACCAGCUGGACGAGACCGUCAACGUGGAGCCGCUCACCAAGGCCAUCAAGUACUACCAGCACCUGUACAGCAUCCACCUGGCAGACCAUAAUGAAGACUGCACCAUGCAGCUGGCUGAUCACAUCAGAUUUACCCAGAGUGCCUUGGACUGCAUGGCGGUGGAGGUGGGCCGCCUGCGGGCCUUCCUGCACGCGGGGCAGGAGAAGGCGGACCUGGCCGUGCUGCUGAAGGACCUGGAGACGUCCUGCAGCGACAUCAGGCAGUUCUGCAAGAAAAUCCGCCGCAGGAUGCCGGGAACCGACGCCCCCGGCAUCCCGGCCGCGCUCACCUUCGGGCCCCAGGUGUCCGACACCCUCUCCGACUGCAGGAAACACCUGACCUGGGUGGUGGCGGUGCUGCAGGAGGUGGCGGCCGCCGGGGCCCAGAUGAUGUCCCCUCUGGGGGAGCAGGAGGGGCUGGCGGCCCUCAAGCUGGAGGACGUGGCCUUCAAGGCCGGAGAACAGAUCUAUGGAUCUCAGGGUGCCAGCCCCUAUGACUGUCUGCGACAGUCCUGCUGUAUCGUCAUAGCAACCAUGAACAAGAUGGCCACGGCCAUGCAGGAGGGAGAGUAUGACUCGGACAAGCCUCAGAGCCAGAAUCCUCCGCCGGUGGAGGUCAGGGCCGCGGCUCUCCGGGCAGAGAUCACAGACGCAGAAGGACUGGGCAUGAAGCUGGAGGACAGAGAGACCGUCAUCAAGGAGCUGAAGAAGUCCCUGAAGAUCAAGGGGGAGGAGCUGAGUGAAGCCAGCGUCCGACUCAGCCUGCUGGAAAAGAAGCUGGACAAUUCCUCCCGAGACGCAGACGAGCGCGUGGAGAAGAUCCAGACCCGGCUGGACGAGGCCCAGACUCUGCUGAAGAAGAAGGAGAAGGAGUUUGAGGAGACGAUGGACGCCCUGCAGGCCGACAUCGACCAGCUGGAGUCGGAGAAGGCCGAGCUGAAGCAGAGGAUCAACAACCAGUCCAAGAUGUCUGGGGACGGGCGGGGAGGAGGCCCGGCAGGAAUCGCUUCCCUGGUCACGGGGAUGGCAGGAGCCGAGCUGGGCUCCGGCGUGGGCUCGGGUUCAGGCCUGCACGUCAUGGACUCUCCUCUGCUGGCGCAGCAGAUCCAGGCCCAGAGACUCUGCAUCAAGCGGCUGAAGAACGACAACAACAGCCUGAAGGCAGAGAAGAUGCGUGCUCAGCUGGCCUCCCUGCCGCCCCUCAACGUGACCAAGCUCCCCUCCAGGGAGGGGCGUCCCGAGGUGCUCUCUAGCGCCCUCUACCGCAAAACCGACCAGCUGCUGGAGACGCUGCUGCAGAUGAGCGCCAACGUCAAGGUCGUGGACGUCACCGGAAAAUCCCCCGUGACCCCUGGUGCUCAGCUCCUGGAGCAGACGGCCCGGCUCCAGUCCCUGGGGGAGACUCUAGAAAGGCUGAAGGAUGAAGUGGCAGAGCACAUCGUCAACCAGCAGCCGGGAGCCCGGGUCUGCUCCGACUUCGCCACGUUCCCUUCAUCCUCGUUCGUGAAGGCGAAGGAGCAGAAGCACGGCGACACGGUGCUGGUGGGGCGCGUCAUGAUGCCGUGCCCCCGGGGCCAGGAGCAGGUCCACCGCCUGGUGCUGUCCCAGCGGCAGCUGCAGACGGUCCACGGUCUCCUGCAGAGGUAGAACCCCCCACCCCGGGAUCAGCUUCACCUCCGCUGCAGUGCCAAACCAGUCAAACCAGGACGUGUCUCAAGCGUCUCGUGGGAGGAAACCACCCGAGAUGAUCUCCAUGUUCGCAACGAAAGCAGCUGUAGUUAGAUGUCGCUCCUCAGUAAUCUCACCGUCUCGUCUCGGCUUCUCCAGAUGAGAAUAACGAAGCUUGAGAACAGAUUGACAGGCAAUUUUACAAGUCUUUCUCUGGUUAAAGUUGUUUUAAAUGUGGGAACAUGCUGCUUCGGUACACUUUAUCAUCUUUGCUUUUUGAGGCUGAUGCUCAGUUAACAAUGGAAAAUGGGGAAAAUGUCAUGUUAUUUUAUUAGCUAAAGUACUAAAAAAAGUAACAGAUUAGAGGCUAAUGCAGGAAAUUGACAUCUUUACCUUUUACUACAGGAACUUCGUCUGUGCACAAGACGACGCAGCUUUCCAGCAAACAAACAAUCUUUAAUCAAUGACAGAAGGGACUUAUCUUAACAUGCAGAGCAACUCGAAGCCCGGUCAACAAACUAGGGGGUUUAGAUGAAGAAAGGAAAUACUUAUCAAUACUAGUGCACUGCUGCAUGCUGCCAGAAUCACUCAAACCCUUAUUGGUCUAUUUAUUCUUCUGCAGCCUGCACAGACCGACGCUCCAAACCUUUGAAGGACAGAAUACGAACAAUCGUGAUGCUGAGCUUUAAAUUUAAUAGCUGUAUUUGCUCAGUUUUAAACUAAAGGGAGCGAAGGUUUAUACACUUUAAAGUGGAGGUUUGAUGAAUAGACUUUGCACAUAAGGAGCAUAAAGCUUCUGUGGUUUAGCCUUCAGGAGUAAACGUUCCUUCUGGAGUUUCAUUAAAGGUAAACAGGGGAUGUUAAAUAGAUUCACAGUGAAAUAAGUGAAGGAUAUAAUUAUGCAGAUUUUAUUUAAAAACAUCCUGAGUCAACUGUAGAUCAGGUGAAGCACUGGACGGUUAUUUAUUAUGUGUCUCAUCACUUUUUUACAUGACUGGUUCUCAUGAGACGCUGGUUUGUUUGGAUAAACGUAUCGGAUUAGGAAAACCCAGAACCAGCCGCGUGGCCUUUGCAGAUCAGACUGGGGGAGUCGUAACGCUGUCGGCGUGUCGGCCCUGCAGAGAUCAGUCUCUGGUUUGCUCUGACUCAAUCUGGUCAUCGCAGCCAAAGAAUCUGUUUCCCUUCACCGCGUCUGCGGCGGCUCCCGUUAAAAGGCUUUUCAUUCAUGAGUUCCUGCUACUCACUCCACUGGUUUUUUUAAGGCUUUUUAUGUUUACAAAGGACAGUCAUUAACGUGUAGUUUUAUUUAUUGUUUAACGGGCAUAGUGCAUGUAUUUGGAGAGUAGUUUCAGAGGGACAGAGCAGAUGUUUGUGUAUUCGUUGUCAUGUUGCUGCAGUGAAUUCGCAGAUUGUCAAACUUGUCUUAAACUUCUCCUUGUGAGGCUUCCUGCUGUUGCACAACCAAUAACUGAUCAAUAAACGUAUUA
Messenger RNA from Cololabis saira (Pacific saury), 5704 nucleotides. It is a transcript of the gene dctn1b, whose product is annotated as dynactin 1b. Gene Ontology annotation, molecular function: microtubule plus-end binding. The coding region runs from base 381 to 4196 and encodes 1271 amino acids. The record is from RefSeq and is a predicted model, not a curated record. NCBI's taxonomy places the organism in Eukaryota, Metazoa, Chordata, Actinopteri, Beloniformes, Belonidae. The transcript has 31 exons. Gene Ontology annotation, biological process: cytoplasmic microtubule organization; nuclear migration; establishment of mitotic spindle orientation. Gene Ontology annotation, cellular component: nucleus; kinetochore; spindle pole.